Elephantulus edwardii (Cape elephant shrew) is the source of this 963-nucleotide messenger RNA. It is a transcript of the gene AIMP2, whose product is annotated as aminoacyl tRNA synthetase complex-interacting multifunctional protein 2. The record is from RefSeq and is a predicted model, not a curated record. The transcript is spliced from 4 exons. Bases 1 to 963 code for a protein of 320 amino acids. NCBI's taxonomy places the organism in Eukaryota, Metazoa, Chordata, Mammalia, Macroscelidea, Macroscelididae. Gene Ontology annotation, cellular component: aminoacyl-tRNA synthetase multienzyme complex.
AUGCCGAUGUACCAGGUAAAGCCCUAUCACGGGGGCGGCGCACCUCUCCAUGUAGAGCUUCCGACCUGCAUGUACCGGCUCCCUAACGUACAUGCCCGGAGCAGCGGCUCGGCGCCCGACGUGGGCCACGUGCAGGGAGAGGCUGACCCAUCACUUCAGGCUCUUGAGUCCCGUCAAGAUGAGAUUUUAAAAUGCCUGUACGAACUGAAAGCUGCCGUGGACGGCCUUUCCAAGAUGAUCCAGACACCGGAUGCAGAUGUGGACGUGACCAACAUCCUCCAGGCAGACGAGCCCUCCACUCUGAUGACCAGCGCAGUGGACUUGAAUUCGUUACUCGGGAAGGGCUACGGGGCGCUGAAGGACAUCGUCAUCAACGCCAACCCAGCCCAGCCGCCCCUCUCUCUGCUGGUGCUGCACGGGCUGCUCUGUGACCGCUACCGGGUCCUGUCCACCGUCCACACACACUCCUCGGUCAGGAAUGUGCCGGAAAACCUCCUCACCUGCUUCGGAGCACAGACCGAGAAGCAGGCCCGUCACGAGUACCAGCUGGGCUUCACUCUGAUCUGGAAGAAUGUGCCCAACACUCAGAUGAAGUUCAGCGUCCAGACGAUGUGCCCCAUCGAAGGAGAAGGAAACAUCGCGCGGUUCCUGUUCUCUCUCUUUGGCCAGAAGCACGAUGCCGUCAGUCUGACCCUCAUAGACAGCUGGGUCGACACAGCUAUCUUUCAGCUCAGAGAGGGCAGCAGUAAAGAAAAGGCCGCCGUGCUCCGAGCCAUGAACUCCGCCCUCGGGAAGAGCCCCUGGCUCGUGGGGCACGAACUCUCCGUGGCAGACGUGGUGCUGUGGUCUGUGCUCCAGCAGACAGGGAGUGCCAGCGGGACAGUGCCCGCCAACGUGCAGAGGUGGCUCAAGUCCUGUGAGAACCUGGCUGCCUUCAACGCUGCCCUCAGGCUCCUUCAGUGA